Molecule: messenger RNA, 2783 nt
Organism: Penaeus indicus
Lineage: Eukaryota; Metazoa; Arthropoda; Malacostraca; Decapoda; Penaeidae
Exons: 3
Coding region: 412-2322 (636 amino acids)
Source: RefSeq, a predicted model, not a curated record
CCGGACUCGCUCGCUGUCGGACCGAAAGACCAGGGAGGCUGUUCGUGCCAACCCCGCGUUUCCCCUUUCGUCCUUGGGUUCUCACGUGUCCCCGCGUCGUCGGAUUGAACCCCGACGGACGUACCUCCUCAAGCCAUUUCAUUUCUCGGGACGAAGUAGUCGAGAAUCUCAUUGCGUGAUGAUAACAGGUGUGCGAAGAGAGAGGAGUGAGAAUGGCCGAGAGAGAAGCACGUGUGAGUGAGGGCUUCGCGGGGAUCUCGCCUCCGCCCUCAGUCAUCGCCACUUUUACUACGCGCAGAUUGAGGUCAUCGUCAGCCGCGGCCGACAGCUGAGUCCUUGAAUGCAGGCCGGGCCGGCGGCGGCGGGCGAGCGAAGGCGCGUGGGCGUCCGAGGGCCGCGCGGGCGUGAGACAUGGCGUGGCGGUCACCUGCGAGCCUGUCGCGGUGGGCGGCGAGGGCGGUGGUCGCCGGCGUCGUCAGGGAAACGGAGCGCCGUCUGCGCGGCUGCCUCGCCCUCGUGCCGGCGGAGCUCCUGAUAGCGAGGGCGACGGCGGGGCUUCUCCUCAGGAACAGGGAGUCAGGAGACAGCGACGAGGACGACAGCCUGACGGAGACGGAGGAGGAGGAGGAGGAGGAGGAAGGCGUGGGCGUGGGCGGGAGGUUGGCGAAGGGGGACGUGAUGGACCAUGCCCUUCGCCUCGCUAAGGAGCACGUGCAGCGCGUGGAGCGAUGGUGGCGCAAGCUCCCCGGGCAGCGCGCGGCGCCGGGCCACACCCUCCGGGAGACGCUCGACGCGAUGACGGAGGUGAACCCGAAGUACGACCAGGACUUCCCGACGCAUCUGACGCGCCUCCUGCUGAAGCUGGUGCUGCUGGACGCCGUGUUCGUCGACCGGGACUACGGGGACAAGGACCGGCGGUGCGUGGUGCCCUUCGCGUGGGAGCGGUGGUUUGCCCGCCUCGUGGCAAGGCUCGGCCCUUUCACCCACCUUCAGGAGCUCCAGGUCUAUGGGGGGAUGUAUCCGAGCAUCCUGGCGGCCAUCCUGAAGGGCGCGCCGUUCCUCACGUCGCUCCUCAUCUCGCACAUCAACAUCACCGACGAGAUCCUGCUGGUGGCCGGCCGCUUCUGCCCGCGCCUCGAGAAGCUCUACCUCCUGCACAACUACCCGUGGCAGGUUAUUUCCCUGAAGGCCUUCUGCGCCGCCUUCUUCGACGGCGCCUCCAAGAGGGACUUGGUGAGGGUGAUGAGGGCGGGCUGCGAGGGGAGCGUAAACAGGACUUUCGAUUCGCUCAGGGAGGUCGACCUCGCGUACGGCGAGAUAGAAGUGGCGAAGGAGUUCCACAAAUUCCUUCUGUCUUUCUACCCUGACCUGACUAGCAUCAGCUGCGAGUGGAGGACGAACAUGUUCGAGGACGGCUACUCCAGCCACGCCUACGACGUUCUAUUCCCUAUAAUCUCGAAGGGGCAACAGGUCUCCCUGAAGCGCGUGUUUCUCGACGGGGUGACGCUCUACAGCACGGGGCGCGCGCGCCUGCAGCAGCUAGCGUGGAGCUCCCCGGCCGUCACGUCGCUGGCGCUCGACUGCAGCACGAGAGGCAGCCCGAGGGUCUACGAGACCGCGGGAAGGCAGCUGACGGAGCUGCUGUCGGAGUGGACGCACUUCUCGGAGCUGCAUGCGAACGUCAGUUGUGAGGACCACGUCACGCACGCCAUGCUGGCCCCUGCCUUGCGGAUUCACGGGGCGAGGCUGACGUCCCUCACCCUCGAGGCCUCUAGCCCUGGCCAGCGGCUCCACGUGGCCACCGUGUGCCUUCUCGUGCAGCUGUGCCCCGCGCUGGCGUCGCUCAGGCUGCGGGUGUGGAGCCGGAGCAUGCUGGAGGCGCCGGCCACGCAGACCUCGCCGCCGCUGCCCCUGCACUGCGUCCACCUGGAGGAAUUCUGCCUGCACGAAGACGGCCCCGGCGACCAGGAUGACCCAGUGGCCGAGGAGGGACACCUGGCCCGCUGGACAGGGCUCAUGGAGACGGUGAUGACGGCAUCCCCUCUGCUGACCACACUCAGCAUCAGCAUCUGCCGCGGCGUGGCUCCGUUGAUGGACAAGUUGCAGAGUGAAAUUCAUGUCCUCCACCUGCACGUGACAGAUGGCUACGAGUGGGAGCCAUCGGUGGAGCAGAUCUGCCAGCUGGUGAGCCGUCUGCCGCACUUGCAGCACCUGUUCUUGGAAGAGGUGUCUGGCCGUGUGUUCUGGCGAGUGCGACGUCGGUACCAGUACACGGGGCUUCGUGUGUACUGGGGUAAUCUGUACGGCUGGCCGAGGACUUGACCCGCGUCCUGGGGGCUGAAGGCGGCCGCGCAGAGAACGGUUGGCCGGAGAGCGAGAUGUGUUAGGGCUGAAAACCUUACUGUUUGGAGGUCGUGGUCGCGUUUGCAAAGUGCUUUCGGAGGCGGAGAUAGUACAGUAGUGCAUAUUGCUCAACAUUUAAGCUAGUUAACAAAAGACAGCAUCGAAAAUAUAGAUAUAUAACAUUUGAUCUGCUUCAGAAUCAAAGAAACAAACAAAAAGUGGAAUGUCGUAACAAAAUAUUAGUUCAUAUAUGAAGUCCAGUGCUAAACUGAUAUUAUUUAAAAAUUGAAGAUAUAAGUUUGAUUUCCCAAAGAUUGCAAAUAUUGCUGACGGGUUGCGAUAUUUGCAAAAGUUUUAUCAAUAUUGUUGUAUAUUCUCCUUUACAAUAGAAAACUGAGAAUCAUGAACGAAACUGUAGCAAAUAAAAUUUUAUACAUUUC